This is a messenger RNA of Racocetra persica, 244 nucleotides long. The record is from the annotation of a GenBank genome assembly. Lineage: Eukaryota; Fungi; Glomeromycota; Glomeromycetes; Diversisporales; Gigasporaceae.
UAUUAUACAAAAGUUAGAAAGUAUGAUAGAUCCUAAGUCCUUAUUUCUAGCAGAGAUUACUGAAGAUAUUACUUUUAGAAAUGUUAAACGUUGGACGAUAGAUCAGGUUGCGAAUUGGCUACAAGAAAAUAAUUUUAAAAAAUAUCAAAAACUUUUCGCAAAAAAUAAUAUAAAUGGAGACUUGCUUUUGGAAUUAGAUCAUGAAGCUCUCAGAGAAUUAAAGAUUAGGUCAACUGCUGAUCGU